AACAGAGGAAGUUUAGUGGUUUCUUGCGUCAUCAUUUUAUGCUGCCUCUUGUGCCGAUGCAGAGUGAAGAGAGGACGACAAAUGAAAGUAUGUCCUAACACAUCAGCUCCAACGCGACGCAGCCGACAGAGGAAGCGGCCGACAACAUGCACUGAAGUGAAGGAAGCAGCAGCAGCUCGGUCGGAUCUCUGAGAUGUGCACCACCUCCACUCUGUCUCUGCCACAUUAAGCUGAGUUGGUGGAGUCCACGCAGAAAGUGACGGUGUGACGGUGACAGGCUGAGCAGCUCGGGUGGGUCUGAAUGUGAGGGGAACACCGCAGACAGGAAGAGAUGCGGAGAGUUCGGAGAAGAGGAGGCAACAAAGAGAAGGUGUUUGGAUGUGAUCUGCUCGAGCACCUGAACGCCUCAUGUCAAGAGAUUCCUCAGGUCUUACGAUGCUGCAGCGAGUUCGUCGAGCAUCAUGGCAUCGUGGAUGGAAUCUACAGGUUGUCUGGGGUGUCGUCCAACAUCCAGAAACUCAGGGGGGAGUUUGAGAGUGACGGGAAUCCAGACCUGAACAAGGAUGUGUAUCUGCAGGACAUCCACUGCAUCAGCUCUCUGUGCAAAGCUUAUUUCAGAGAGCUGCCGAACCCUCUGCUCACGUACCAGCUGUACGACAAGUUUGCUGAGGCUGUUGCCAUCCAGCUGGAGGAGGAGAGGCUGGUGAAGAUCAGAGAUGUGCUGAAAGAACUACCGUCACCACAUUACAGGACUCUGGAGUUCCUGAUGCGUCACCUCGUCAAAAUGGCUUCUUAUUCCUCAGAGACCAACAUGCACUCCAGGAACCUCGCCAUCGUCUGGGCCCCCAAUCUGCUCAGGUCAAAGGACAUUGAGGCGACCGGGUUUAACGGCACGGCAGCCUUCAUGGAGGUCAGGGUUCAGUCCAUCGUCGUGGAGUUCAUCCUCACACACGUCCCUCAGCUGUUUCCUGACCAAGGUGGAUCGGAUGAGAGAAGAAAGUCCCUCCCCUCUCCAUCAACAGCGAUGGAUGACCCGUUACCCAAGUCUGUUCCCUCUCGGCCUCUCGCCAGCUUUGGGAACAUCAGUCCAGGGGACGGCCCACUACCCAUCAGACCCUACCAUGCAAUCAUAGAGGGCACAGACAAGAGGAAAGGAUCUCUGAAGGGCAGGAAGUGGAUGUCCAUAUUCAACAUCGGAGGACGAUUCCAGGACACACGGAGACGACACAAACACUCAAGUAAAGAGAAAGACAGAUCUGCUCUGAGACCAGCACGAAGCAUGGACUCCCUCAGUAUCCAGUCAUACGCAAAUGAAGGUUCCAAACAUCCUCCCCAAACCCCUCCCUCCACCAACAUGUCUCCCCUCGUCACCUCCUCCCCACAGCUGGGCUCGGAGGCCGCGGCGCCUCCCGGUGGAAUGGGUGGCAGUGAAUAUGCUGUGACAUACCGCAGAGGAACAGGGGUAAUGAGCGGAGGGACCCAGGGCACCUACACCGCUCUCGACCCGGAGGGUUUAGGGGUCAUUGGCAGUGACCCAGUCCAGUCCAGAUCCCCGGGCCUCUCGGCUAAAGCAGGACGAAGAGCGGCCAUGCACAUCACAGGGCCCACCCUGGUUACUGUGCCGCUACACAUCACCUCCAACCUGGCACUGGGGGUGCUGCAAGGGGGCGGGAGCAACCGGGUCAUCCAUCGUGGCAGGGAUAAGGAUGGAGGGGACAGGGUGGAAGGAAAGGAGGGAGAAGGAAAAGUGGAGAGGAAGGAAAGAAAGAGGAUGGAAAUGAAGGUGGAUGGAGGUAGGAAGGUUACAGGGGAGGAGACAGACAGGGUUGUGGACGUGGAGGUGAAAACAGUGGUGGCAGGAGGCGUUGGUGAGGAGGAGGGUGACGGAGUAAAGGUGGAGAAGGAGGAGGAGGAGGAGGAGGAGAGAAGCGUUGGUAGAAGGAAGUCGGAGCUGGUGACGGGAGGUGGAAGUGUGUCCAGAGAGGAACGAGUCAAAAGCCUCAACUCCAACACAGAUGAUGACGAUGCAACGAGAGACGACCAACAAGACGACUACGUGGAGGAGAGUGAGCCCGAAGAUGUGUAUGUGUUUCACGAGUCCGACAUCCUCAACUCGACCGAAGCGGAGGGAGACGACCAGGAGCUGUUCGGCUACGUUCAAGAUAACUUUGAAUUCCUGGACCACAUGGACAGCUGCGUCAUGGACCACAUGGACAGCAGCAACUCACAUCAGGUGAACGAGUUCUCCGUCGAGCCUCCCGGUCACUCAGACGACGAGUAUGAAGUCAUGGCGCAAGCUGAGCCUGCCCAGAAUCCUGCAGGGCAACACAUGCACCUGCAGCCGGCCCCUGAGUUUAAACCACACAGGCCGCUCAGCCUCGACCUGCACAGCCGACAAACUAAAUCCCUCAGCCUGCCUUAUAUGACCUCACCUGUCCACGGGCCGGACGAGUAUUGCUCAGAAGACGAGGAUGAGGGCGACCCCAGUGACGAUGAGGAUGAUUACAGCAGUGACGAGGAUGGUAGCAUGUUCAUUAAAAGCCUCCCCGCUGAUUUCCUUUUAAACAAUCUGACCAGGUUUGACCUGGACACCGAUAACGUAAGUAGACUUCCUGUUGAACAGUCUGAAAACUCUGAGGAUUUUGAGGCGCUGCACUCUAAAGAAACGACAACCGGAGAACAGGAGCGAGAAGAAGUGAUGGAUGAAGAGGAUGGAGGAGGACUGGAGGGAAAACAGAUGAUGAAGAGCGAAGAGGAAGAUCAUCAACAAGAAGAUCGACCAGAAAAACAAAGAUCGGAGGCAGAGGAAGAUCCCGACAUCCCGGAGGAUGUUCACAGUGACAAAGAAAAGUCUUGUGCUUCCGAACCGUCAACAUCCAGCUGUGAGGAGAUGGAGAAAUUCAUCACUAUCAAGGCUGCGGAGGAGGAGGAGGAGGAGGAGGAAGAGGAAGGGGUUGAUAAUCUUCACACUGAUUAUCCACUAUGUUGCACAGAUUCUUGUUCCACACAGGAGACUGCUGAUGAUCUGUUAGAGCAGACUGGAGGACAUCCUGGACCCUGUGAUGAGGAGGAGACAAAAGAAAAACACACUGACGAGGCAGAGGACAGGAGGAGAGACACAGAGACAACAUGUCAAGAAAUGGGUCCGGAGAAAAAACAAGGGGGCGAGAACCUGUUGGAAGACUCCAUUGAAGAAGAUGGAGGGGGAACAGCUGACGAUGAAGAUGAAGAGGAGGAUAGUGUCGUUUGUAGCAGUGAAGUUUGGGAGGAACUUGAGGAUGUUGUAUGUGAAGUGAUCGAGGAAAGUGAGCAGGUUCAGAGGGAGAAAGAGAGAGCUAGAGAGCAGGAGGAGCAGGAGGAGCAGAAUGUGAAGGGAUCAGGAGAAAAAAGAGAAGAAGAGGAGGAAGGAGGGACAAACAAGACAGAAGAUAGAAUAGAGGAGACGGCUGAACAGAAGCUCACAGGGAUGCACCGAGAGUCCGAGGAGAAAGAGACGAGUAAACUCCAAGUGAAGAACGCGGCCGUUGAAGAAGCUCAGCAUCACGACAGAGAGGAUGAGGCCGCCAGAGAGACAGGAAACAGGAAAAACAACGAGGAGACAGCUGAUGAGCAACGAAGAACAACGACCAACGCCAGGUUUGAUCCUAAAAUACUCAUGUGUGAGGAGAGCGACAGAAGCCACGGAGGAGGAGGAGUUGGCAGGAAGCUGGUUAUCUCCAAACACCCAAAGGUUUACCAGGUGAGAGCUGUGCCGGUCGUGCCCCCGAAGCCUCAGCACUGCAAACUCACCGCCAUGACCCUCCGGCAGCA
Messenger RNA from Paralichthys olivaceus (Japanese flounder), 3810 nucleotides. The record is from RefSeq and is a predicted model, not a curated record. NCBI's taxonomy places the organism in Eukaryota, Metazoa, Chordata, Actinopteri, Pleuronectiformes, Paralichthyidae.